AAAAAUUUCAAUAAAAAAUGAUGGAAUCAAUAAAAAUACUUGCAAAUAAAAUUACAAUUUUAUUAUUAUUGACAAUAAUCGCUUGUUCAAUGGGUGAUAAAACUGUUCCUCGAAGAGACGACGAUUAUCCACCACCUGAUAUAUUAAAAAUGUUAGAACCUGUACAUAAAACUUGUGUUGAAAAAACAGGAGUUACAGAAGAAGCUAUUAAGGAAUUUAGUGAUGGUGAAAUACAUGAAGACCCAGCUCUUAAAUGUUAUAUGAAUUGUUUAUUUCAUGAGAUUCAAGUAGUCGAUGCUAAUGGUGAUGUUCACUUAGAAAAAUUAUAUAAAAAAAUUCCAGAUAAUUUAAAAGAUAUUGCAUUGAAGAUGACUGAAAAAUGUAUCCAUCCGGAAGGUGAUACUUUGUGUCAGAAAGCAUGGUGGUUCCAUCAAUGUUGGAAGAAAGCUGAUCCUGUGCACUACUUUUUGGUUUAG
Messenger RNA from Condylostylus longicornis, 476 nucleotides. Its product is annotated as pheromone-binding protein-related protein 6-like. The transcript has 4 exons. Gene Ontology annotation, molecular function: odorant binding. Gene Ontology annotation, biological process: sensory perception of smell. The record is from RefSeq and is a predicted model, not a curated record. The coding region runs from base 18 to 476 and encodes 152 amino acids. NCBI's taxonomy places the organism in Eukaryota, Metazoa, Arthropoda, Insecta, Diptera, Dolichopodidae.